Abrus precatorius (Indian licorice) is the source of this 2433-nucleotide messenger RNA. Its product is annotated as probable methyltransferase PMT14. Gene Ontology annotation, molecular function: methyltransferase activity. The record is from RefSeq and is a predicted model, not a curated record. Bases 302 to 2143 code for a protein of 613 amino acids. Gene Ontology annotation, cellular component: cytoplasm; trans-Golgi network; endosome. The transcript is spliced from 7 exons. Lineage: Eukaryota; Viridiplantae; Streptophyta; Magnoliopsida; Fabales; Fabaceae.
UAAGAAACGAAGAAGAGUUAAGGUUUGAUGACCCUGUCGGCAAUAAUAUAAUAGGAGUGAGUCAAUAGCCAAAAACGGUGCAGUCCAACUGUCACAACAAGUCGUCUUCAUUUCACUCUCCACACUGCACUAGACACUUUUCAACUUUGUUCCACUAAUUCCACUGAAAGAGAAGUGAAACAUAUACAACAACAACAGCUAUACUACUCUCUUUCUCUCUGCUGCUCCCUCUCCUUUGAGUGAUUUAGAUCAGUGAGUGGGGGGGAUCUAUAAGGUUUGACAGGAUACUGACAACCAAAUAAUGGGUUCUAAAAACAAUGCAACAGGCCAAAGAGCAAGAAGGCCUCUGUCAAUAUUUGCUGUGCUUGGUUUGUGCUGUUUCUUUUAUCUUUUGGGAGCAUGGCAAAGAAGUGGGUCUGGAAAGGGAGAUAACCUUGCUUUGAAAGUUAAUAAGCUGAUGACAGACUGUACUGUUUUACCAAAUUUGAGUUUUGAAUCCCAUCACAAUGAUGUUGCAAUUGUUGAACCGCCUGAACCAAAAGCUAAAUUGUUCAAGCCAUGUGAUCUAAAAUAUACUGAUUAUACACCUUGCCAAGAGCAAGACCGAGCAAUGACUUUCCCUAGAGAAAAUAUGAUCUAUAGGGAAAGGCAUUGUCCAGCUGAAGAGGAAAAAUUGCACUGCCUCAUUCCAGCUCCCAAAGGGUACAUGACUCCUUUUCCAUGGCCUAAAUGCCGUGAUUAUGUCUACUAUGCUAAUGUUCCUUACAAAAGCUUAACAGUGGAGAAGGCUGUUCAAAACUGGGUGCAAUAUCAGGGAAAUGUGUUUAAAUUUCCAGGUGGAGGGACCAUGUUCCCUCAAGGAGCAGAUGCAUAUAUUGAUGAACUUGCUUCUGUUAUUCCAAUUGCAGAUGGUUCUGUCAGAACAGCACUUGACACUGGUUGUGGAGUUGCAAGCUGGGGAGCCUACUUGCUAAAGAGAAAUGUGUUAGCUAUGUCCUUUGCUCCGAAGGACAACCAUGAAGCACAAGUUCAGUUUGCACUAGAACGAGGAGUACCUGCUGUUAUUGGUGUUCUUGGCACCAUCCAUCUUCCAUACCCAUCAAGAGCCUUUGAUAUGGCCCAGUGUUCUCGAUGUCUAAUACCGUGGACUUCAAAUGAGGGCAUGUAUCUAAUGGAAGUUGAUAGAGUCUUAAGGCCUGGUGGAUACUGGAUUUUGUCUGGCCCUCCAAUUAAUUACAAAACAUACUAUCAAACAUGGAAGCGAUCUAAGGAGGAUCUGAAGGCAGAGCAGAGAAAAAUAGAGGAGUUAGCUGAAAGUCUUUGUUGGGAAAAGAAAUAUGAAAAGGGUGAUAUUGCUAUUUGGAGGAAGAAAAUAAAUGCUAAAUCCUGCCAAAGAAGGUCUCCCAAUUUAUGUGAUUUAGAUAAUGCUGAUGAUGUAUGGUACAAAAAAAUGGAGGUCUGUAAAACCCCUUUCCCUGAUGUAACCAGCAAGAGUGAAGUUGCUGGAGGGGAAUUGAAGAAGUUUCCUGCUAGACUUUAUGCAGUCCCUCCUCGAAUAGCCAAGGGCAUCAUUCCAGGGGUUACAGCUGAAUUGUAUCAAGAGGACAACAAAUUAUGGAAAAAGCAUGUUAAUGCUUACAAAAGAAUUAAUAAAUUGAUUGGCACUAACAGAUAUCGGAAUUUGAUGGACAUGAAUGCAGGCCUUGGAGGAUUUGCAGCUGCACUUGAAUCACAGAAGUCCUGGGUAAUGAAUGUUGUACCAACCAUUUCUCAGAACACUUUAGGUGUUAUCUAUGAGAGAGGUCUGAUUGGCAUUUAUCAUGACUGGUGUGAAGGCUUUUCUACAUACCCAAGGACAUAUGAUCUUAUUCAUGCUAAUGGUUUAUUUAGCUUGUACCAGGACAAGUGCAACCUAGAAGACAUCCUUCUCGAGAUGGAUCGGAUCCUAAGGCAUGAAGGAGCAAUCAUCAUCCGAGAUGAAGUUGAUGUCCUUAACAAAGUUAGAAAAAUUGUUGGGGGAAUGAGAUGGGAUGCAAAAAUGAUGGAUCAUGAGGAUGGCCCACUUGUGCCAGAGAAAAUAUUGGUUGCUGUGAAAGAGUAUUGGGUUGGCACAACUAAAAACAACACCUCCAAUGAUCAAUGAAACAGGUAUUAUUGGGCUCUAAGCCUCUAAUCCUGCAGUAACAAUCAAAGUUUCUAAAACCCAAAGCAAAGAUGAAAUGGGAAAAAGAAAAUGAAAUAAUGAAAAGAGAAGAUUGUAGAGCAAAGUGAAAGCAAAGAUUGGUUAUGUGAGUUCAUUCUACGUCUGCCUUAUACCAAGUGUAGAUAAAAUAGGUCCUAACUAGUCUUGCUAAAUUAUUUUUGGAGGAUAUAAAUCAGCAAAGCUAGCUCCUUGAAUAAUUUAAUUAAGCCCAAGCCCCAAUGUAUUGUGUU